UCGCUCUCCUCAACAGCCCGGAUGUAGCGCACAGGACCGCACAGUCCUCCUCUCACUGAUAAUAACAUGGCGCUGGCAGACACAUAACGGAGCCCACUAUAAUAAUAAUAUCCACAACAACAGACCAAAAUAAGCGACGGGACAUGUGAGCUCUUCGACCCCGGGACACGCAGGUUUGCCAGGGUUUUCCAGCAUGUUUGGGAAGAAGAAGAAACGGCUGGAGAUCUCAGCUCCGUCUAACUUUGAGCACCGGGUCCACACGGGCUUCGACCCGCGGGAGCAGAAGUUCACCGGGCUGCCGCAGCAAUGGCAGAGCCUCCUGGCGGACACUGCCAACCGCCCCAAGCCCAUGGUGGACCCCUCCUACAUCACCCCCAUCCAGCUGGCACCAAUGAAGACCAUCGUUCGAGGGAACCGGCCACCCAAAGAUGCUUCCAUCAACGGCCUGCUGGAGGAUUUCGACAACAUAUCGGUAACGCGCUCCAACUCCCUGCGCAAAGAGAGUCCGCCAGGCGCCCACCAGGCUGGAAGCAGCUCCAAACCCUCCGGCAGUGGUCAUCCCAACGCUCCGGAGGAGAACGGAUUCAACCAUUACUACUCCCGCUACUCCUGUGACCUUGACACCUCCAGCAGGGACUUCUCUCUCGAUCCCAGCAAGCCGAGCUUCUCCAUAGAUGGGGACUGGGCAGUUGGGAGGCACUAUCGAUUCACCAAACAGAAUGGUCACUCGUACCCCAUACGCAGCCCCUUCUACCCGGACGCCAUGCCCCAAAAAUCAGACUAUGGCAAACUUCCCCCGGACUACCACACCUACUUGGAGAGCAAAGGGCGCUCUGCUGAUGAGGUGGCCUCCACAGUGGGGAGCGGGGUGGGCUCCAGCGGCUACUAUCGGGCGUCUGUGGGUGGCUCGUCCAGCCAGGACUACAGGGACACUUCAGUGGGCACGCCCUCUCGUGCAUCGCUGCACAGCGAGCAGAUCAACUACCCAGACAGUGAGUGGAGCUACGGCGGCCUGCGGGACGAAUAUGAAAAGCGACCCAAGAGUUCCUACGUGACGCAGACGAGCCCCACGCCGGCUAUAAGGCAGCGAUCUCGGUCAGGCUCUGGGCUUCAGGAGCCAAAUGUCCCGUAUGCGGCCAGCGGGGCGUUCAAGAACCCUCCGCAGGCCCACCCUUACAGCUCCUACACCUACCCCCGCCUCUCGGAGAGUCUCGCCAACUCACAGACCUUAACCAAGGGUGACUACGAGCGUCCCGCACGUGACGGCAGUCCCCAGGUCACAGGUGGAGACACCUACCCCCGUGGGCCUCUUAAACAACCUCAGAGUCACAUGAAGCCUCCUGGCUACCCCCCAGCACACCUGCCCUACCCACCUGUGUUUCACCAUUACAAACCUUCACCCUACCACCACCCCCCCUCCCAGCCCAGCCCACCGUACACCCCUCAGGGGGCCUACUCACAGCCUUCAUCACCCUACAUCCCCCCGGGGGCCUACCCGCCUCCUUCCUGGGGGUCCAGCUCCGACACUCAGCCCUCCAGAGUCUCUCAUGAGCAGUUCAGAGCUGCACUUCAACUGGUGGUCAAUCCAGGCGACCCUCGGGAGUACCUGGACAGCUUUAUUAAAAUCGGCGAGGGCUCCACGGGUAUCGUGUGCAUCGCCAGCGAGAAACACAGCGGCAAGCAGGUGGCUGUGAAGAAGAUGGACCUCAGGAAACAGCAGAGGAGAGAGCUGCUCUUUAAUGAGGUGGUGAUCAUGAGGGACUACCACCACGAGAACGUGGUCGACAUGUACAACAGCUACCUGGUUGGAGACGAGCUGUGGGUUGUCAUGGAGUUUCUCGAGGGCGGGGCACUCACUGACAUCGUGACUCACACCAGGAUGAAUGAGGAACAGAUUGCGACAGUGUGUUUGUCGGUGCUGAGGGCUCUGUCCUACCUGCACACACAGGGCGUCAUCCACCGCGACAUCAAGAGCGACUCCAUCCUCCUGACCAGCGAUGGCAGGAUCAAGCUGUCAGACUUCGGCUUUUGUGCCCAAGUUUCCAAAGAGGUGCCCAAGAGGAAGUCGCUCGUGGGCACGCCAUACUGGAUGGCACCCGAGGUCAUCUCGAGACUACCUUAUGGGACUGAGGUGGAUAUCUGGUCUUUAGGCAUCAUGGUGAUCGAGAUGGUGGACGGAGAGCCCCCGUACUUCAACGAACCCCCUCUGCAGGCCAUGAGGAGGAUACGAGACAACCUGCCCCCUCGGCUAAAAGAGUCGCACAAGGUGUCCUCGGUGCUGCGGUCCUUCCUGGAUCUGAUGCUGGUGAGGGAGCCCUCGCAGAGAGCCACGGCCCAGGAACUCCUCCAGCACCCCUUCCUUAAGCUGUCCGGCCCUCCUUCCUGCAUCGUCCCCCUCAUGAGACACUAUCGCCACCGCUGACCCGCCGGCCCCCAAAGACCCGCCUUCCUCCACACUAAAAAACACACACAUACACACACUACCAGGGUGGCACUGCCCUCACCCAGCCAAAACACCCCACCGCUUGGUGACACGCCACUAACACUCACACCUGUAACCGUGACGUAGAUUAGCUAGAGGAAUAUCUAAGAAACUACAUUUUUUAAAAAACACACAGAGACAGAGAAAAGAAGAAAAAAAAUCGUUAACCAUUUUGAAACUAUGAGCCGGAGUAGAAAUGUGCCGGAGGAACUCAGUAGAAACACACAGGCCGGCUCGCCUCGCUGCCGUCUUCUCUCUUCCCAGACUGCGAGUCCUCAGCUCCACGUAGAGCUGUCGUAGCCAUCAGAAAGAGCUUCAGAAGGGUGUGGCGAGCUGCCGACGUGGCGGUGGAGGGACGCCGGGGCCCGGCGCUCUGCUCUGGACCAGAGCAGCAGAGGGCGGAGCAAUCAGCUGCGUGCAG
Messenger RNA from Plectropomus leopardus (leopard coralgrouper), 2903 nucleotides. The record is from RefSeq and is a predicted model, not a curated record. Lineage: Eukaryota; Metazoa; Chordata; Actinopteri; Perciformes; Serranidae.